This is a messenger RNA of Corylus avellana, 1655 nucleotides long. RefSeq lists its product as uncharacterized. The record is from RefSeq and is a predicted model, not a curated record. Lineage: Eukaryota; Viridiplantae; Streptophyta; Magnoliopsida; Fagales; Betulaceae.
AAGAACAAACUUCAAUAAAUUUUAUGUAAUCAAAGCAAGAAUCACCAACUAUAGGCCUCACUUUAUAUCUAACUCUCCCAUCUCCUGCUUGCCUCUUCUCUACGUUACUGCUUCUAGUUUGUGGUUGACUGGUUUUUGCAUGAAUGACAUAAAGAGGCUUUGUUGCUGAGGUUAUAUAUAAAAGUAGAAAAGCUCCUAAAUUUAUUAUGCUUCUUCUCUCUUAGAAGGUUUAGAUCGAUAUAUAGAAUGUCUGUGUUUUUAGUUAUAUUCUUUCUGCUCUGUCUCGCAUUUAAUAGCCCUUCAGAGGCUAGGCCUGAGAAGAAGCUUCCAUCUGCAGUUGUUGUUGGCACUGUCUACUGUGACACAUGUUUCCAAGAGGAUUUCUCAAAGACCAGCCACUUCAUUUCAGGUGCAACUGUUGCUGUAGAAUGCAAAGAUCAUGGGAGUGCUUCAAGACAGAGUUUUAGGAAAGAAGUGAAAACAGAUAAACAUGGAGAAUUCAAAGUCCAUUUGCCUUUCUCAAUAAGCAAACAUGUGAAGAAAAUUGAGGGAUGUUCUGUCACAUUAAUCAGCAGCAGCGAGCCUUAUUGUGCUGUGGCCUCAACAGCAACUUCAUCUUCUCUCCAUCUCAAGUCAAGAAAGCAAGGGACUCACAUAUUCUCAGCUGGGUUUUUCACCUUCAAGCCUCUAAAGCAGCCAAACCUCUGUAACCAAAAACCAAGCAUUCAAGAUUCCAAGGAACUCUCAAUUCCUCCAACCGAUGGUUCAGCAAUUCUACCUCCAAUUCAAGACUCAGCAGUCCCAGAUCUUCCCCCCACCACAAAUCAUUACUUCCUUCCCCCUCUUCCUGGACUGCCUGGGCUUCCACCAUUGCCACAACUCCCACCACUCCCACCACUUCCAGGACUUCCAUUUCCACCUACUCCUGAAAAGACUACAAAUUCAAAACCUGCUAAACCCUCACAAGAUAAAAAGGAAGCCAACCCGGACCUUUUCUUUCCACCUCUUAUACCAAAUCCCUUCCAGCCACCUCCUCUUAUCCCGAACCCAUUCCAGCCACCUCCACUUUUGCCUAACCCAUUUCAGCCUCCGCCAGCACCAUUGAUUCCUUUCCCCCCAAUACCAGGUUUAACUCCACCACCAGCACCGUUGAUUCCUAUCCCACCAAUACCAGGUUUAACUCCACCACCAGCACCAUUGAUUCCUAUCCCACCAAUACCAGGUUUAACUCCAUCACCAUCACCACCACCUCCACUUCUGCCAUUCCCUUUCCCUCCAAUAUUCCCAUUCCCCCAUUCCCCACCACCACCAACCCCAACACCAACACCAUCUCUCCCAUUCCCUUUCCCUCCAAUAUUUCCAUCCCCACCACCUUCUUCAAAGCAUACUCCUCCUUAACUAAUCCGAAUCUACCCAUCUACAACUCUCAAAUAAUACCUUUCCAAUGUUGGUGAUUUUUUUUUUUUUUUUUUAAUGUAAAUUCUAAGAUUUGGAACUGCCAGAACAAUGGAGUUGGAUGUUUGUGGACUAGCUUGUAGUGUGCCUUUUUUCUCUUUUGUUUUUGUUCUAAGCGCACGUAGUAUGUGUAUUGUGAGUGACUAGGUUAAUUGUGGGAGACUAAAAUAAUGUAAUAUUGGAAUAAAGCUAAGGUUUCA